UUUGUUGGCUCUGCAGAAACUGCAGACAGCUGACAGUUUGUGCAUGGCUGCGCUGUGUUGGGAAAACAAACUACUUGAUUGCGAAUGAAGAAAAAGUAGUAUUUAACCGUCAUUGAUCUCGUUAAACCGCAACCAUGGUUUUAGCAGAUUUGGGGCGGAAGAUUACUUCCGCAUUGCGGUCCCUCAGCAAUGCCACAGUUAUCAAUGAAGAGGUUCUUAAUGCUAUGCUAAAGGAGAUAUGUUCAGCCCUGCUGGAAGCUGAUGUAAACAUCCGUCUUGUUAAAAAACUACGUGAGAAUGUCAGGUCAGUUAUUGACUUUGAGGAAAUGGCAGGAGGGCUGAACAAGAGACGAAUGAUUCAAAGCGCCGUGUUCAAAGAACUUGUAAAACUUGUUGACCCAGGAGUAAAAGCUCACCAACCAGUGAAAGGGAAACCAAAUAUCAUAAUGUUUGUGGGUUUGCAAGGUUCUGGUAAAACUACUACUUGUACAAAAUUAGCCUACCAUUACCUGAAGAAAAACUGGAAAGCUUGCCUAGUGUGUGCUGACACAUUCCGUGCUGGUGCUUAUGACCAGCUCAAACAGAAUGCCACUAAAGCUAGAAUUCCAUUUUAUGGAAGUUAUACAGAAGUAGACCCUGUGGUCAUUGCGCAAGAUGGUGUUGACAUGUUUAAAAAAGAAGGAUUUGAAAUUAUUAUUGUGGACACCAGUGGUAGACACAAACAAGAAGAAUCUCUAUUCGAGGAAAUGUUGGCUGUUUCUAAUGCUAUUAGACCAGAUAACAUUAUUUUUGUAAUGGAUGCCACUAUUGGUCAAGCCUGUGAGGCACAGGCUAGGGCUUUUAAAGAAAAAGUUGAUGUAGGUUCUGUUAUCAUCACAAAAUUAGACGGCCAUGCUAAGGGAGGUGGUGCGCUCAGCGCAGUUGCUGCAACAAACAGUCCUGUGAUUUUCAUUGGUACUGGAGAACACAUAGAUGAUCUGGAAUCAUUCAAAACAAAACCGUUUGUGAGCAAGUUGUUGGGUAUGGGUGAUAUUGAAGGACUCAUUGACAAAGUAAAUGAGCUAAAGCUAGAUGACAAUGAAGAAUUAAUUGAGAAAAUAAAGCAUGGCCAGUUCACUUUACGUGACAUGUAUGAACAGUUCCAAAAUAUAAUGAAAAUGGGACCUUUUUCACAGAUAAUGGGUAUGAUUCCUGGCUUUAGUCAGGAAAUAUUAUCUAAGGGUAGUGAACAAGAAUCUAUGGCUCGUCUCAAACGUCUGAUGACAAUUAUGGAUAGUAUGAAUGAUGGAGAGUUAGACAACAGGGAUGGAGCAAAACUUUUCAGCAAGCAGCAGGGACGAAUUAUUCGAGUAGCUCAAGGAGCUGGAGUAACAGAAAAAGAAGUAAAAGAUCUAAUAUCUCAAUACACGAAAUUCGCUGCUGUUGUGAAGAGAAUGGGAGGUAUCAAAGGCCUCUUCAAAGGAGGGGACAUGGCUAAAAAUGUCAACCCUACUCAAAUGGCCAAACUCAACCAACAAAUGGCAAAGAUGAUGGAUCCAAGAGUGUUGCAGCAGAUGGGUGGUAUGUCUGGACUACAGAAUAUGAUGAGACAGUUACAACAAGGUGCUGCUGGUGGCUUAGGAAAUUUAAUGGGUGGAUUUGGAGGUAAAUCUUGAAACAGACUUCUAGCAUACAUUUGAAAAUGAUCCAACUUUCAGAGAUAAAAACAAAGCUUUCAGGAAACUAAAUAAACCUCUGCAAGACUAUUAAAUUUUAAGUUUUUACAAGUUUGUUGUUAUUAAAUUUUCUAUGAACUACAGUAUAAAAUAUGCAAUGUGCUGAUAGAUGAAGGGACAAGAACAUGUUUCUGACCUUUAACAGUAAACAGUAAAGCUAGUUUUGAUCAGACUUCACCAUAUCCCUCAAGAAAUACACUGAUGACAAAAGAAGUGUGUGGUGGUGGGUUUGGAAAAAGAUGAGGGUGCCGAUUUGUUCUAACUCGCAGGCCUGGUGGAAAUUUGAAAAAUAAGUAAAUAAAUUCAGUAUAGAUUUAAUAACGUUGAUGCUGCUAGAACUCUGACGCAUGGAUUCAUUGUUAACGCUAAGAUCUAUAUUAUUUUGUCAUUCCAUGGCAAAAUGGACUUGCCAGCUGAUACAAUGAUUAUCAUCAUAUUUUGUCAUUUCUUGUAUUUUGUACCUAUCGUGUAACGAAGGUUCUUGGUGGGCAUUGUUUACAUCUCCAUGAUUUAUGAGAGUGAUGCACAUAUUAUAUGUUACAAGAAUCUGUGUGAAUUUUUGUGUUGUCGUUAUGAGAAAAAUAUAUAUGUUGAUUCUUAA
Messenger RNA from Frankliniella occidentalis (western flower thrips), 2316 nucleotides. RefSeq names its product signal recognition particle 54 kDa protein (gene Srp54k). Gene Ontology annotation, molecular function: GTPase activity; ATP hydrolysis activity; 7S RNA binding. The record is from RefSeq and is a predicted model, not a curated record. NCBI's taxonomy places the organism in Eukaryota, Metazoa, Arthropoda, Insecta, Thysanoptera, Thripidae. Bases 135 to 1655 code for a protein of 506 amino acids. Gene Ontology annotation, cellular component: signal recognition particle, endoplasmic reticulum targeting; cytosol. The transcript is spliced from 9 exons. Gene Ontology annotation, biological process: SRP-dependent cotranslational protein targeting to membrane; SRP-dependent cotranslational protein targeting to membrane, translocation.